UCCCAAUCUUGAUUCUGUCUUGAUAGUACUCUGUCCUCGAAAUCCCUUCUGCCGCUUCAGGGUCCUGGUCAUGACCUCGUACUUUAUAGGGUUAGGUUCGGGCAUAAAAAGUGAUAAAGUACAGUGACCCUUGAACAGUUGCGCUGGUUAGGGGCACCCGUGCGGUCUAAACCUGUAGAGUCAGACCCCAAGUGCAGAAAAUGCAUGUACAACUUUUGAUUCCCCCAAAACUUUGCUGAUACGUUGAUGGGAAGCCAGUUUCCGUAUUUUGUAUGUUAUAGGUAUUACAUACUGUAUGCCUACAAUAAAGUAACCUAGAGAAAAGAUGUUGUUAAAGUCACAAGAGAAAAUGUUUACAAUAGUGUAUCCAAAAAAAUACAUGCUUAUGAGGAUCUGUGCAGCUUAAACCGGUGUUUUUCAAGGGUCUGCUGUACUAAUCCAUGGAUCCUGAAAACACGCUAAGUGAAAGUAGCCAGUCACAAAAGAGCACAUGCUAUAUGAUUCCACUCCCGUGAAAUUCCAGAAACUCUGUAGAGUCAGAAAGUAGAUUAGUGGUUGUUUAGGGCUAAGUUGUGAAGGGGGCGGGGAUGGUGAUAGUUAAAAUUUAAGGGGUUUCUUCUUGAGGUGAUGAGAAUGUCCUAGAAUUGACUUUGGUGAUGGUUACACAUAUCUAUGAAUAUACUGAAAACCUUUGGAGUAUGUAUGUUAAAUGGGCACAUUGUAUGGUAUAUGAAGCUGUUAAAAAUUACGGAGCUCCCCCUGCACCCAUAGUACUGACACUAACAGUAACAGUAGCUAACAGUCAUCACUUACUCUCUUACUUAGAGCAUUGUCUUAUAUGCAUUAUUAUUUAUCUAUUUCCAAUAAUCCCAUUAGGACACUCUUAUUUCUGAAUUUUACAGGCGAAGAGCCCGAGCCUUGGCCAAAACUUAUCCAAUAUUACACACUAGUUAAGUUCUGUGACUCCAGAACUUUAUGACUCAAACCCUUUUAACCACUGUGCUGUAUAAUCGGAAUACCGACAGUAUAAUUUUGCAGAGGUCUGACAGGUGGUACUUUGACUUUUUUAAGAAACAGUCAAAUGCAUGACUAUUUACUAUGGCAUGUAAAGUCCUCCUUAUGAUACUGAAAAGUCUAACUGCAAAUGUACUUCAAACUCUUGCUUUCUGGUGCACCCCCAGAAGUCCUUGAAGAAAACGAGUCAGGAUGCGUCCCACCUGAAAGUCGCGGAGCCAAUGGUUCAAAGAAAAGCAGUUGGGGGUUCUUAUUUACCGGGAUUGUUGGCGGGACGCUGGUGGCCGUGUAUGCCGUGGCCACACCAUUUCUAACGCCAGCCCUCCGAAAAAUUUGUCUGCCUUUUGUACCUGCAACUACGAAGCAGAUUGAAAAUGUUGUGAAAAUGUUGCAUUGCAGAACAGGAUCCCUGGUCGACAUUGGCAGUGGCGACGGGCGUAUUGUGAUAGCAGCUGCAAAAGCAGGAUUCAGAGCCGUUGGCUAUGAAUUAAACCCAUGGCUGGUUUGGUACUCCAGAUACCGUGCUUGGCGAGAAGGGGUGCAGGACUCCGCCAAGUUUUAUAUUUCAGACUUGUGGAAGGUUACUUUCUCACAGUACUCGAACGUCAUUAUUUUCGGAGUACCUCAGAUGGGAGGCUGUUUCCAGAGCCAGCAAGCGGCAGCUCGUUUCGGUUGGCCUCAGCUGACUGAUUUGUAGCGAACUUAGAUUACCUUUUACAAAGUGGAGAUGCCAUGGCAUCGUGUUGUAAAUGGCUCCAAACUUAGCUUUUGGAAAGAUGACUAGGAUAGGACACUCUUAUUGUAAUUGUUGGUUCACAGACCACAGAGAGAAAUCCCAUUUGAUUUUUCUGUAAUUGUCGCCAUAAUAAUCGUGGCAAAAUUGGGUGUUUGCUGAAAUGCCACAAUAUGACUGCUAUGUAUAGUUUGUAAUAUAAAAAAAAGGGGAAUUUAGCUUUUUUGUGUUUUUUUUUUUUUUUCCUUAGUCACAGCUUUUUGUAGAAGAUGGCUGUGCUUGGGAGAGUUAUCCUAACGAUCAGGAACUUCAGGACAAUGCCACUUCUGUGUUUUUUUUUAAAGUCAAUUUGGAAGUUCUGUUGUUACAUGUGCUUGAAAGUAGCAGGAUUCUAAAUGUUUGGAAUUCUCAGUAAGCCUCAAAUUAAGACAAAACGUGGGUGUUCACCCUCUUGUUACAGAAGUGCAAAGGGGCGUGAUUCGUUGUCAUUUUAAAGGAACUGUUUGGGACCUUAGCAUUGCCCUGGCCUUUGAUGGUUACCUGCUCCUGAUGGUGUUUGGGCAGCAUUUUGGGUCAAACAGAUUUAAUUUGAGUUGCACGCUUUAUUUAAAGGGAGAGGUGAUGUUUACCAUGACUUCAUGCCAUCCUGCGAGGCCAGCCGGUGGUGGCCUGAGGUGUGGGCUUACGAGGCCACAGCAGCUAUGCCCCAGGGCGGUGGGGUGUGGGGUGGACAGCAGUGGCCUGGGGGUGUGGGCACGUCAUCGCCACGUGGCAUGUAGGCUCCAGCUCCGUGUGCGUUUUACCAUGUUUGAGCGUUGUAAGUUUUUGGAGCUGUUCACUCAGGAAAUAAGAGGCCUCUGUUUUUGAUGAAUGCUUUUGCAGUUACUGUCCAUUUUCCUGUACACAGAGGAAACCUUAAAUAAACACCUUGUGGCAUCUCCCUGUUCCUAAGAAAAAGGGGAGCAGUGGAAAAUACGGGACAGCCACAUACUGUGGGAUGAGAGGGACUCAGCCAGUUUCCCACCAGGGGGCGUGUUCACAGGACCCGUGGGGACUCUUUCAUGGGUGCAGGGCCCUGCUUUUAACCCUCACGGAGCCUUGCCUAUGUGGACGCAGUGGAGGGGAAGAGGGAAAGUGCCAGCUGGGGGGUCAGGGGGCCAGAUCUGCUCUCCGGAGUCUGGGGGGCCCUGAUGGGGCCGUCUUCAAGGAAGCGCACUUCCCUUGUCUGGGCGCUGGUCAGCAUGGUGACGUGGCUCGGCGGAUCCUGUGUGGCACCUGUGUUCCCUGUGGCAGCCAAGCCACAUGUAGGCCACGGGGGAGCCUAGAGGAUGCUUAGGAAACUGGAGGGGUAGAAGCCUGCUGUUACCGGUCCUUGCCCUGCUCCCGAUAGCACACCAGUGGUUCCUACCAGCUCUGUGCUUUUGUGGCUCCCACCCGGCAGAGGUGAGGACUCUCAUCUGGGCCUGGCAGAUGCACCGGGCGUGGUAGAUGACCACAGGUAACUCUAGCCC
Messenger RNA from Lutra lutra (Eurasian river otter), 3258 nucleotides. It is a transcript of the gene ATPSCKMT, whose product is annotated as ATP synthase c subunit lysine N-methyltransferase. Gene Ontology annotation, cellular component: mitochondrion. Lineage: Eukaryota; Metazoa; Chordata; Mammalia; Carnivora; Mustelidae. The transcript is spliced from 5 exons. Gene Ontology annotation, molecular function: protein-lysine N-methyltransferase activity. The coding region runs from base 1145 to 1711 and encodes 188 amino acids. The record is from RefSeq and is a predicted model, not a curated record. Gene Ontology annotation, biological process: peptidyl-lysine trimethylation; regulation of mitochondrial ATP synthesis coupled proton transport; positive regulation of proton-transporting ATP synthase activity, rotational mechanism.